AUGUAUUCUCAGAGACCCUCAUGGCUCGAAGUAUGUUGUAAUGACGUAAGGCCGACCCCUACGCUCUUUGCAUGGAACCUGUCAAACCUUGCUUCUUACCAUGAUUCUGACCCUUCAACCUCGUCUGCUUCUGGUGAUUCCGACCAGCGGAUCUACGUCCUGGGAGUAGGUAACUUAGGCCGCCUCUUCGCAAGUUCACUGGCCCAAGCGCCUGACAGACCCCCAAUCACAUUGGUUGUUCACAGAAAGGAGCUCCUGGAGCAAUGGAUCGAGAGUGAUGGCAUUGAAAUUUUGCGCCAGGACAAGCUGGAGAAGAACAAAAACUUCGAUAUUGAAUGGUGGGCGGAGAAUGAGCCGGAUUUCGGCCCAGUGCGAGAGGUCGCCGAUGGCGAAAAGCUAAAGAACCUCAUCGUCUUGACCAAGGCUUCAGCUGCCCUGCCACAGGUUGACCGAGUUCGAGGAUACCUGGACCGAAACAGCACUGUGUUAUUCGCUCAAAACGGAAUGUCGAAAUUGUGGCCUCCUCAUGGAUCCUUAUACGUUUCCCAUCGCUAUCAUAGCAGCCAUGAGCCCAACUUUUUAGCUUGCGUUACAACCCAUGGAGUGACAUCCCAGGGGACAUUCAGAAGCUUUCAUGCCUCCCAAGCUGAUGUUGUCGUCGGAGCGGUUCUCCCGAACUCCAUUUCGCUUGGGAAGACAGCAUACUUAGUCAAGCAGCUACUAGAAGCCCCUCACCUAGAGGCUAGGUCUGUGCCUAGAGGGGAGCUUUGGAUUCUGCAAUUGGAAAAGCUCGUCGUUAACGCGGUAAUCAACCCUUUGACAGCUAUACUGGGUUGCAAAAAUGGAGCUCUAUUCACUGAAUCAGAUGGAGUUCUCGCACGAGUCAUUGACCAGCUUCUAAGCGAAGCAAGUCAAGUGCUCCAACUUCUGGUGGCCCACGAGAGCAGCGCAGAAAUCAUUGGACGGCAAGAAGGACGUCUACCAGGCGAGCCUGAGACGGCCAUCGAUCUCUCCCCCAAGAGCCUGCAGGAAAGAUUCUCACAUUCUCAGCUGAAGGACAUGAUCUAUCGAGUGGGUCACAAAGUUAGGGAGAACACAAGCUCCAUGCUGCAAGACGUGCGUGCCGGCAGAUCAACCGAGAUCAGGGACUUCAACGGCUGGCUAGUUGAGAUGGCAGCGUUCCUAGACCCGGGACUAGAGGUUACGGGCCACGGCACCUUGGUCGAGCUGGUGGAGGCUGGCAGAACCCUAGAUGUGGAUCAACUUGGAAGUUGCUUCAACGGUUCCGAGACAGAUGCAGGAAAAUGA
Messenger RNA from Fusarium musae, 1308 nucleotides. RefSeq lists its product as uncharacterized. Gene Ontology annotation, cellular component: mitochondrion; cytoplasm. NCBI's taxonomy places the organism in Eukaryota, Fungi, Ascomycota, Sordariomycetes, Hypocreales, Nectriaceae. The record is from RefSeq and is a predicted model, not a curated record. Bases 1 to 1308 code for a protein of 435 amino acids. The transcript has a single exon. Gene Ontology annotation, molecular function: 2-dehydropantoate 2-reductase activity; NADP binding.